Penaeus monodon (black tiger shrimp) is the source of this 2103-nucleotide messenger RNA. RefSeq names its product coiled-coil domain-containing protein 6-like. The transcript is spliced from 20 exons. Lineage: Eukaryota; Metazoa; Arthropoda; Malacostraca; Decapoda; Penaeidae. The record is from RefSeq and is a predicted model, not a curated record.
GUAAACAUGGCCGACAGCGCGAGCGAGAGCGACUCGUCCUCUGUCACCGAUGGCCCGAUUAUGCAGCCUCCUUCCAUGCCUCCUUCGCCAAUCACUCGGGAGCAAUGGCAGAAGAGGAUCGAGUGCUUGCAACAGCAAAACCGGGUGCUGAGGGCGGAGCUGGAGACGUAUAAAUUGAGGGUAAAGAGCCUCCACGAAGAGAACAGGGCGUUGCGUCAAGCUUCUGUCAAUAUUCAAGCACGGGCGGAGCAGGAGGAAGAAUUUCAUCAGUAACACUUGCAAAGAAGACCCAAAACCCCAAAGAAGGAAGUUUUCCAUCCUGGUAAAUGUAGUCGUGUUGAAAAUGCAUUUGUGGAAUGUCAGUGCCAUGCCUUUGAAGUUGAAGAGAGCUAUGUUAACCAUAUUUUUUCUUUUUCUCUGCUGCUUUCAGUACAGAUUUUUAAUUUUUAUUUUUUAGAACUUAAGAAGUGUGUUGAGGAUGCCUAUGCUAGAAGCAUGCUGCAGGAGGAGAAGUUGCGUCAGGAGAAGGUCGAGCUGGAGCAGACACUGGAGCAGGAACAAGAGUGCCUUGUAAACAAGCUUAUGCGUAAGAUUGAGAAGCUAGAAACAGAAACUGCAGCUAAACAAAAUGACUUAGAAACACUUCGUAGAGAGAAGAUUGAAUUAGAGAAUACCUUAGAGCAAGAACAAGAAGCAUUAGUCAACAAGUUAUGGAAAAGAAUGGACAAGCUGGAAGCUGAGAAAAGGAUGCUGCAGGGCAAAUUGGAACAGCCCAUUUCCAACCCCCCUUCGCCUGCAGAUUUCAACCAAGGGGACAGGGCCAACAACCUCUCGUCGCACAUCCAACACCUUCGCAACGAGGUCACCCGUUUUAGGGAGCAGCUCACAAGUGCCCAGGAAGAACACAACCGCACAACCCAGCAAUAUGCAAAUGAGGAGCGGCUGAUCCGGGAGGAAAACCUCCGGCUGCAGAGGAAGCUCCAGAUGGAGAUUGAGCGGCGGGAGGCCCUCUGCCGCCACCUCUCUGAGUCAGAAUCCAGCCUGGAAAUGGAGGAGGAACGGCACUACAACGAGGUGGCAUCACAGCGGCACCGCACUCUCUCUAGCCCUGUGCCCUACAACCCCUCACCUAGCUCCUCCAGGCCACUCUCCCCAGAUUCAGGGUCUAUCCAGCUACAGUGGCGGCAGAGACCUGUUCUCCCCCCCAAGCCCAUGGGCCGCUGCCCCCACUGCGGCCAGGUGAUCCUCCACCACCCACCGCCCACAGCCCCCCCGCCCUCCUACCUGCCCUCCACUUCACCACCUCCCCCACCUGUAAUCUCACCUGCAACUGUUUACAUCAUCAAUUCAGAAUACAGUAUUUCCUUUACAAAUGAAAGUUUUAUACGUCAUAUUCAUCAACAUAUGAAGAUAACCCUCAGUGAUGGUAUCAGAACUCUCUCGGCAUCACUGACUCUGGUGACUUUUGGCAACCAUCCUGCCUUUGUUGUGACAGCUAUAAGCAUGGCCCGGCAAAUACAGGAUAAGGUUUUUAAACUAGCCAAUGCAAGGCUUGCACCAAAAACACAUUUCCAGAGACAUGGGACCCGCACCUCCCAGGAGCGCUUCGUCAAGCCCAUCGCUCCGCCUCCUACCAGUUCCACGCUGCUGGCCACACCCCCUGGCCCCCACCACCCCCCAGCGGCGCCCUCAGGGUCCUCCUCCUCCUCCUCCUCCUCAGGAGCGACCAAUUCCUUGCCGCCCAGCCAUCCCCCUCCACCUCCUCCCCCCGUGCCCGCCCCCCAGCUGCCCCCCUCCCCGCACCCCCUCGCACCCCCCUCACCCAUGGAUAUGGCUUGCAGUCAUAUCGAGGCAGUUAAUGGCAUCGCUCCCAAUAUCUCUUCCCUUUACCCCGAAUCAACCAAUCUCUACUACCUCUCUCCCCUAGUCAAAUUCCUUAUCCAGUCUAAAUUCAGAUACUCCAGUCUCUACCACUUCCCUGAAACUCUUGAAGACAUUCAAAAGUUUAUCAACAUGACUCAAGACAAUGAGCCACUCCCUCAUCCACCUUCUAAUCCCUUUAUUCGAUCUACAUUCAAACGUUCUACAACCUUCAACACCUAA